Eublepharis macularius is the source of this 1612-nucleotide messenger RNA. RefSeq names its product WD repeat domain 45 (gene WDR45). The transcript has 11 exons. Bases 138 to 1214 code for a protein of 358 amino acids. Gene Ontology annotation, molecular function: phosphatidylinositol-3-phosphate binding; protein binding; phosphatidylinositol-3,5-bisphosphate binding. The record is from RefSeq and is a predicted model, not a curated record. Lineage: Eukaryota; Metazoa; Chordata; Lepidosauria; Squamata; Eublepharidae. Gene Ontology annotation, cellular component: cytosol; phagophore assembly site membrane; extrinsic component of membrane. Gene Ontology annotation, biological process: protein localization to phagophore assembly site; protein lipidation; autophagy of mitochondrion.
GAAGAACAAGACCGCCCAGGACUGGGCUGCCUGAUGUUUACAUUGCAGCCUUCGGGGUUGGAUUCUUAGGCAAGGAGGCACGGAAAUAGACGACCCGCUUGCCCCAGCUUUGGGGGAGGGGUUUUGUUGGACUCGCCAUGGCACAGCAACGCGGGGUCAACAGCCUGCGCUUCAACCAAGACCAGAGCUGCUUCUGCUGUGCUAUGGAGACUGGUGUUCGGAUUUAUAACGUAGAACCUCUCAUGGAAAAGGGUCACCUUGAUCAUGAACAGGUAGGCAGCGUGGGUCUGGUUGAAAUGCUGCACCGAUCCAACCUCCUGGCUAUUGUGGGCGGAGGAGGCAACCCUAAAUUCUCUGAGAUUUCAGUCUUGAUCUGGGACGACGCUCGCGAAGGGAAAGAGGGCAAAGACAAACUGGUGCUGGAGUUUACCUUCACCAAGCCAGCUCUGGCCGUCCGCAUGAGGCACGACAAGAUAAUCAUUGUGCUGCGGAACCGAAUCUACGUCUAUUCCUUCCCUGACAACCCUAUUAAGCUUUUUGAGUUUGACACCCGAGAGAACCCCAAAGGACUCUGUGAUCUCUCUCCAAGCUUGGAGAAACAGCUCCUGGUUUUCCCUGGGCACAAAUGUGGCAGCUUGCAACUAGUGGAUCUUUCCAGCACGAAGCCCGGUACCUCCUCUGCUCCAUUCACCAUCAACGCCCACCAGAGCGAAAUCGCCUGCAUCUCUCUCAACCAGCAGGGCACAGUGGUGGCCUCUGCCUCGAAGAAAGGGACCCUCAUCCGCCUCUUUGACACCCAAACCAAGGACAAGCUUGUGGAGCUCCGGAGAGGAACGGACCCAGCGACUCUGUACUGUAUUAACUUCAGCCACGAUUCGUCGUUUCUCUGCGCCUCUAGCGACAAAGGAACUGUCCACAUCUUUGCCCUAAAAGACACCCGUUUAAAUCGCCGUUCAGCCCUGGCACGCGUGGGGAAGGUUGGGCCCAUGAUCGGCCAGUAUGUGGAUUCUCAGUGGAGUCUGGCCAGUUUUACCGUCCCAGCUGAGUCCGCCUGUAUUUGCGCUUUUGGCAGGAACACCUCCAAGAAUGUCAACUCGGUCAUUGCUAUCUGUGUGGACGGCACUUUCCACAAAUAUGUCUUCACUCCAGACGGGAACUGCAACCGCGAGGCCUUCGACGUCUACCUGGACAUAUGUGACGAUGACGACUUUUGAUUCCAGCUAAGCCUCCGCAGGACGUACCCCACAGGCCAUUUGGGAAAGCGGCACGCCCAAGGGACUAGGGUAAAAAAAGAACAAGGCAUGCUGGGCUGCUGAGGCCUGCUGGGAAGGAGACAUGCCCCUGAUGAGUCAUUCCUCUCAGCUCCCACCCCGGAGAUCUGGGGUUUUUUUGCCUCACUACCCACCUUCUACAGUGCCGGGGAGAGGCCUAGAAGGUAGAUGUUUUUGGAGAUAGCAUUUCUCAGACUCGGAUCAACCUGAAUUUUGGGAAUCAGGAGGAGCAAGAUUCUUAGCAUUUCUCCGUCUCCAACUCCCAGCUAGUGACAGACCAGAGGAGAGGUGUGUGUGUGUGUGUGUAAGGGAGAGACCAUUAAAGUUGAGUUUCAACCGCC